AUGACUUACGACCGCCAACGCGCAAUCGAAUCCUACGGCUGGACAGCCGUCCCCUCCUCCCUCUCCCAACUACUCCAAACCUCCUCCUCAGCCCAAACUCCCGCCUCAACUCUCAAAAUAACCGACCUCCCAUUCCCCACCUCUCCCAUCAUAAAAACCAUCCAAGGAUACGCGCAUUCAGAACUCCCCCCCGAAACCUACAACCACUCUAUGCGCGUCUACCACUACGGCGUCGCCAUCCUCACCCACGCAUUCCCGUCCUGGACUUCUAUCAAUCCUGCGAGUAAAUUCCUCGAAAGCUAUGCGCUUACUGCGCUUUUGCAUGAUAUUGGGACUAUACCGAAGUAUCUACAGGAGACUUUGUUGAGUUUUGAGUUCCAUGGGGGAUUUAUUGCAGAGAAGGUUUUGAGGGAGGCGGGGGUGGUGAGGGAACAGAGGGAAGUGGUUGUGGAGGGGAUUAUUAGACAUCAGGAUUUGGGGGAGGUGGGGACGCAGACGAGAAUUGGGGCGUUGGUGCAGUUGGCGACGGUUUUUGAUAAUAUGGGGAUGAAUCCUGAGUUGGUGGGUGAGGGGACUAUUGAGAAUGUGGUGAAGGAGUGGCCGAGAUUGGGGUGGAGUAAAUGUUUCUCGCAUACCAUUCAGCAGGAAAAUGCGAUGAAACCCUGGGCUCAUACGACACAUCUCGGUGUGAAAGAUUUCCCAAAUGGUGUAUUGGAGAAUAAGUUGAUGGAGAAGUGGGAUUGA
Sclerotinia sclerotiorum 1980 UF-70 is the source of this 744-nucleotide messenger RNA. RefSeq lists its product as hypothetical. The record is from RefSeq and is a predicted model, not a curated record. Bases 1 to 744 code for a protein of 247 amino acids. The transcript has 2 exons. NCBI's taxonomy places the organism in Eukaryota, Fungi, Ascomycota, Leotiomycetes, Helotiales, Sclerotiniaceae.